AUGGAAGACGCCGAGUGCCCCCUCGAGGGGAGUCUGCUUGAGUUGAUUCAAACGCCUUCUUUGAAAUGGAUUUUCGUGGGGGGCAAGGGCGGUGUUGGGAAGACGACCACUAGCUGCGCUAUCGCAGCCAAACUCGCCGAGCAGCGAGAAUCGGUGUUGCUGCUCUCCACCGACCCUGCACACAAUUUGAGCGAUGCCUUGACGCAGAAGUUCAGCAGCACGCCGUCCCUCGUGAAUGGCUUUUCCAACCUUUACGCCAUGGAAAUCGAUGCGCGUCAACAUGAAGCCACCGAUUUUCGCCUGGCAGACUCCAAAGACGCACAGGCGCUUGCGCAGCUUCUCCCCGAUCUUCUGCAAGCGGUGCCUGGCAUCGACGAAGCUCUCUCCUUCGCUGAGCUCAUGCAGUGA
Cyclospora cayetanensis is the source of this 408-nucleotide messenger RNA. Its product is annotated as ATPase ASNA1 homolog. The record is from RefSeq and is a predicted model, not a curated record. Lineage: Eukaryota; Apicomplexa; Conoidasida; Eucoccidiorida; Eimeriidae. Gene Ontology annotation, molecular function: ATP binding; ATP hydrolysis activity. The transcript has 4 exons. Gene Ontology annotation, biological process: post-translational protein targeting to endoplasmic reticulum membrane. Bases 1 to 408 code for a protein of 135 amino acids. Gene Ontology annotation, cellular component: GET complex.